Messenger RNA from Cladophialophora bantiana CBS 173.52, 858 nucleotides. RefSeq names its product phosphoribosylformimino-5-aminoimidazole carboxamide ribotide isomerase. Gene Ontology annotation, biological process: L-tryptophan biosynthetic process; L-histidine biosynthetic process. Bases 1 to 858 code for a protein of 285 amino acids. The record is from RefSeq and is a predicted model, not a curated record. The transcript is spliced from 3 exons. Gene Ontology annotation, cellular component: cytoplasm. Gene Ontology annotation, molecular function: 1-(5-phosphoribosyl)-5-[(5-phosphoribosylamino)methylideneamino]imidazole-4-carboxamide isomerase activity. NCBI's taxonomy places the organism in Eukaryota, Fungi, Ascomycota, Eurotiomycetes, Chaetothyriales, Herpotrichiellaceae.
AUGACCCGCUUCCGGCCCUGCAUCGACCUCCACGCCGGCCAGGUCAAACAGAUUGUCGGCGGGACACUGAGCGCGCAAGAGUCCGAGCUGAAGACAAACUACAUUUCGCAGCAUCCAGCGGAGUACUUUGCACAUCUCUAUCGCGAUGCGAGUCUCUUGGGCGCCCAUAUUAUCAUGCUUGGACCGGGGAACGAACAGGCUGCGAAGGAAGCUCUAGCCAUCUGGCCCGGGCGUCUCCAGGUUGGUGGUGGCAUCACGGACGCCAAUGCAAAGGAAUGGAUUGAAGCCGGCGCUGAAAAGGUAAGCAGGAGAGACCCUUUUGCCGUCAUCGUCAUCGUCUUCAUCCUCGCCUUUGUUCCUGACCGGGGGUCACCCUCCAUCCGGGUCAUUAUCACUUCGUUCCUAUUCCCCCACGGCCGCUUUUCUCUGGAGCGGUUGAAAUCCGUGCUCGCGGUGCUGGCGGACGAUAGGGACAAGCUCGUCAUCGACCUCAGCUGUAGGAGGAGCGGCAAUACAUGGUUCGUGGCCAUGAACAAGUGGCAGACUAUCACCGAGAUGGAAAUCACCAAAGAGAGCAUCAAGAUGCUCGAACCGUAUUGUUCGGAAUUCCUCAUCCACGCAGCCGACAACGAAGGCCUCCAGCAAGGCAUCGAUACAGAGCUCGUCAAGAGGUUGUCUGACUGGUGCACCAUCCCGGUGACAUACGCCGGGGGCGCCCGCGCCGUGGGAGAUCUUGACCUUGUGAAGCAAUGCAGCCAAGGCAAGGUCGACCUGACCAUCGGCAGUGCUUUGGAUAUUUUUGGCGGCAGCGGAGCCAGAUUUGAAGAAUGUAUCAGAUGGAAUGCAGAGAAUGCGUAA